Messenger RNA from Daphnia pulicaria, 1152 nucleotides. Its product is annotated as mast cell protease 1-like. Lineage: Eukaryota; Metazoa; Arthropoda; Branchiopoda; Diplostraca; Daphniidae. The transcript is spliced from 8 exons. The coding region runs from base 133 to 1008 and encodes 291 amino acids. Gene Ontology annotation, biological process: proteolysis. Gene Ontology annotation, molecular function: serine-type endopeptidase activity. The record is from RefSeq and is a predicted model, not a curated record.
GCUGCAUCACUGUUGAGAAGUAGCGAGUUUUCCGAGUGUUCCAGAAUAUAUAGAGCUUUAUCGUGCAAUCUAGGUCAUGCUGGCCAACACGAAUCUACCACUAACACAGUUUGAAAGGUAUUUCUUUUACUAAUGUCCUCGUCUGUUAAUCCUAGUGACGCAAUGGGACUGGAACGCUCUAAUUCAGGUAUGUUGGUUGAUGGGCUGACUCCUCCGAAGUUUGGUUACAUAAUUGGCGGUUCCGAAGUGAACCCUGAUGAUAGUGAACGACACAAAUACAUGGUUCAUAUUAGACGUUUUGUGAUCGAUGACGUUACCACAAACGAUACGCUAUCAAUUCCUUGGUGCGGCGGUACCUUGAUUAGUGAAUGGCACAUUUUAACCGCAGCUCACUGUUUGUUCAACGAUCAAGGGGAGCUUUCGAAUGAAAUCGAAAUCUUUUUGGGGGUCAACGCUAUUCCACCAAAUGGGUUGAUCGAGUUGCUGUAUUCGACCAGCACUAAAAGAACUGUUUCCAUGGACGGAAUUUUAAUUCACGACGAUUUCAAUCAGUUGGGCAAGGGUGAAAAUGACAUCGCCAUCCUGAAGAUGGAUACGCGCGCUAUCCUGAACGAGAAUCCAGGUGUAAGUCUGAUAAAGUUACCUGAAAAAUGUAGCGAUUGCACAGUCGAUUACGCAGGGAAGAGAAUUAUUGCAAUUGGCUGGGGUUUGACAUCAUCCGAUGGAAUGAGUCCCCCCAACAUGAUGCAAGUUGAACUGGCAGUAAAUUCCAAGGAAGAAUGUGAAAAGCAAUUUAGUGUGGCGUACAACGACGAGUAUCAGUUAUGCACAGUUCCGUCAAGUACCAAAGAAACUUGUCAGGGAGAUAGUGGAGGCCCAAUUAUUGUCGAUGGCGUCCAAAUUGGAAUCACUAGCCACGGGCCUGCAAAGUGUGAAGAAGGCGGCGUUUACACGCGGGUCUCGGCGUACAUAAACAAUGGAUGGAUCGCCGAUAAGAUGAAAGUCUAGAAACAAAAAUUUACAUUUCAUUUGAUUUCAAUUUAUGAAACAAUUGAUUUAAUUAUGUUUGCGCGAAGUGAUUUGCAACAGUCUAACAACUUGCAUAAUUAUCGCUGAUUAUUAUAUAGAUUUAUUGUAAAAAGAUAAAUACAA